AUGGGGGUUGAUGCUCCGCCCGGACACCUGCCCCCGAGCAUGAUGGCCUUUGAGGCCGAGGGCCCGGGGCAGGGCCGGUCAGCCGAUCCCGGCGACUUCGUCAACUUCUCCGGUCCAUCCCACCCCCACGCUGGGACCUAUCACCUGGCGCCCGGACAUCGAUACCACUUCCACCCAGGGUCAUACCAGCGCCCGAAUGGCGGCAGCUCCGGGGGUCCUGGCGGUGGUGGUGGCGGCGGCGGCGGCGGCGGCAGCAACAGCAGCAGCAGCAGCAGCAGCAGCAGCAGCAGCAGCGCCAGCGGGCAAGACAAUGGCACCAACCAUCCACCCUCCUUCCAGGAGGGCUCUUUUCCCACGGGCGUUGACAGUCAUCAGCACCAUCCCCACGCAGGCAGUCACGGGCACUUUUUCACGUCCCCCAUGCAGCACGAUCAGUUCCCCGGGCAUCCGGGCGAUGGGCCGGCCAUUUACGGCGAUCCUGGAGCCUACUUCGAUCCGGGGGCCAAUGCCUCCUCGUCGGACAUGAACCUCGACGCGCACUUUGACCCGGGCGCCCCACCAUCCCCGGGUCCCGGUGACAAUGACCGGACGCCCCUCCCCCCGGGACCCGGCCCAGAGGCCACCCGGGGGAGGUCCUCCUCGACCGCGGCCUCCUCUUCUUCCUCCUUCUCGGGAUCGAUGGCACAUCAGGCACCGACGCCAUCCCUGUCGCGACUGGUUCCCACCGGAGCCACCUCCUCGCUGGGCAGCUCGCCGCAUGCCCUGCUGGCGGCGUCCAACAUGGCGGCCGUGGCGCAGGGGGUCCCGCGCUUCCGGGUGACCAGCUCCCCCCGGCGCCUGGGCGGGCAUGGGCGUUUGCUGACCGACCCGCCUGCACGGCCCUCGCCGCCCCCCACGCCGGGGCACCUGUCCAAGCCGGCGGUCAAGCCGGCCGCCCCGCCCAAGGCCUUCCCUGUGACCCCGGCCGCCAUGCUGGUGGCCGACCGGAGCGAUUCCAAUCGCCCGCCGCCGCUGCCCACGCCCCCGCAAAUGGGCCAGGCGACCCUGGUCCCGGCGUCCUCGCGCGGGGCUGUUCACCACUUUGCCACGUCGACCACUUCCCUGUCGCCCUCGUUCCUGGCCGAGUCGUCGCGAUCCUUCGCCCGGUCGGCUUCCGGGUCCUUUGGCGGUGGCUUCCACCCCCACCCCCACCACCCUCAUGCCCACCACCACCACCACCACCACCACCACCACCUGCACUAUCCCCAUCAGGGGUAUUCCGCGUCCGCCGGUGCAAGUGGCAACUUCCCCUCUUCGGUGUCGGGUGGCAGUCCGAACUUGGCCACCGGUCAGGGCCCGGGCCCCGGGUUUGGGAAUGCCCCGAAUGGGACCAAUGUUUUGUCGGCCCCAUCGACCCCGUGCUUGGGCUUCCAGCCGGGCACAACUCCCUGCUCGGAAUCGCCGGCGUCGGUGUCGGGCGCAUCGCCAGUUGGGUCCCUGUCGCCAUCGGACUUCCCGGCCGGCUAUCAGCCCUCCCAGCGGGCGCGAUCUUUCUCGCUGUCGGCCGCCUCCGCGCCCUAUGGCGGUGGGCCCGGGGUCGGGCCCAGGCACCGGCCCCAAGCCCCGGCCGCCGAGUUUGGCGAUCCGACCACCAGCUCCGACACCGCGCAGGCCAAUUCCGCUCUCCGGGCGGAUGCCAGCGGCGGUGCCGCCCCCCUGGCCGCCAGUGCCCGGCCGCAGCCCUCCGAAGCCAGCAUCUUCUCGGCCACCUCGGCUGCGUACAUGGCGGCCGCGGCCUCCUUCGCGUCGAAUCCCCAAUUCCAGCUGCUGCCCAAGUUGCGCCCCGCCCCGAGUCCGGCGGCAGCCUCAUCGGCACCCUCCUCGGCCACCGGGGGCUUGGCCCCGGCGUCCGGGGCUUCGAGCUCCGCCACGGCCGGCGCCUCGCCCUCUCCGUCGGCCACUUCGGCGGCACCAGGCCGCGCCGGCGGGCCCAACACCGCCCGGAGCUCGCUGUCCGCCUCGUCAUCCUUCCCCUCAAGGGCCGGUGCUGGCACCGGCUCUGACGCCCCUGAUGCGGAAUCCUCCCCGCCGGUAUCCUCGUCGCCGGUAUCGCACAUGCAUACCCUGUCUGGCGAGUUUAUCAAAUUCGAGAUGGGUGACCCUCGGCAGGUGUCCAUGGUCGACAAACGCGCAAACCAGAACUUCUUCGAGCGCGCUCGGCGGGACAACUUGAACGAGAAGUUUUCCGAGCUCUCGCGCCUGGUGCCAGAGCUCAACCAGAUCCGCAAGCCCUCAAAAAGCGUCAUUCUUCAAAAGUCCGUCGAGUACAUCCGGUCGUUGCAGAACCGGUCGCGCGGGCAAAACCGAGAGCUGCACAACCUCCGGUCGGAGUUGACUCUGCUCAAGAGCACCGUCGGCACGGAGGAGCUCAAGGCCGAGGUGGUCCGCUUGCGCAAGCACUGCGAGUCCCUGGCCCAGGAGAACUUCGCUCUCCGACAUGAGCUUGGCUCGAUGGCCACCGGCGAGGCCUUCGAUCCGACCCUGGAGGCCGACGGGGGCCCCUCUCGUCCGGCGACCGGCGUGUCGUCUCCCUUCGAAUCAUCGGCCAUGACGAUGUCCCCCUCGGGGCAGGCAUGCUCCCCGGCCCUCGACUCGCCCUUCAUCCAGUCGAUGAGAUCCUGCUCGCCGAUGCAUGCGUCGUCCGCACACUCGCGGUCUUCCUCGCUGCCGGCCGUUCGGCGAACCCCCUCGCUGGAUGAGCGCGGUGAUCGGGUUUUCAUGGCGGCUCCGGGGGAGCCGUGGCCCGGUGGGGCUUUCCCGGGCGAGCCUCCCGAGUACUCGGAUUAUCGGCGUCCAAUGCACCCGGUGGAUCAGGGGCCCUUUUCGCACUCGCCCUUCGGGCAACGGCCCGCCCCUCCGGCCCAACCUAAUGCGCCCUUCGCCCCGGAGCCCGGGCACCGACAUGCCGAGGGCUCUGGCUUCCACCACUUGGCCCACUCGGGCGAAUCGCGCUUCCCCUUGUCCCACCCCCAUCAUCAGUUUUCGUCGGCCACCCCCGCGGCCAAUCGGGGGCCCUUCUACGACUCGGCCUUCACCGAGUCGGGGUCUUUCCAUGAGCAGCAGGUAGGCCAUCAUCACCAUCCAUACCACCAUGGUCCGCCGCCGCCGCCGCCGCCACCGCCGCCGCCACCACCACCGCCACCGCCGCCACCGCCGCCGCCGCCUUCCUCCGAGCCCAAUGAUCGCCAUCUGCCUGCUCCGCAGAGUGGCGGCCCGGUGCUGCCAUCGCAUUCGCACCUGCAGCCGCACCCCCCAGGCACUGAGGGAUCGGAGAGUGGCACUGCCGGGCUGACCUCGGCCGGGGUGUCGGACAUCCUGCCGAAGGAGGACACCCAGCCGCCAUCCACGCAAAGUGCCCCAUCGGCGGGGUUGCAAGAUGUGCCGCCGCCCACACAUGACCCGGCUGCCGACCCGGCCGGGGCGGUCCCCUUCUCCGGGUAUUCGUUCUCCGGCCUGGGCGCCGCAUCGGCGGAGGGCUAUCCCCUUGCCUCGCCACACUGGGCUCCGCCGCAUCCCCACUUGCAGCAUUAUCCCUUCCCGGAGGCCGUGUCCAUGGGCGGGUCCCUUUCUUCGCUCGGGGGCAACCCGGCGCCGGGGGCCAUUCCCUCCCCGAGCACGUCCACUGGCGGCCCGGCGCCGGAGGCCCUGGCCGCGGCAUUGGUUUCUUCCUCACAAUCGCGAAGCACGCAAGAACAGCUGUUCGGCGCGCGGACGCGCGCUGGUCGAGUGUCAUCGACCGGCGACUCGGCAUCUCGCCCCCGCACGGGAUGCUCUCCUCAGCCGCCACCCUUCAGCGAGCCGAUGGAGAAGCGCCCGGCCCUCUUUUUGCCCUUUUCCGGUCCUGACGGCCGCCCAGCUGCCGCGUCACGUCCCCCCGCCGGGAUGGAUACUGGAGCCUCGCCUGACAUGGAAGCCGGCUUCACCUUCGCUGGUGAUUCGGUCGUUGGACCGGUCGAGUCGGCAGCCGAGCUGUACAUGAUGCAGUCCCAGAUUGACUUUAAGCUUCGCCGGCAGAGUUUCCAGGAGAUGUCCACCCGGCAUCUGUCCCCUGAGCCACCGACCCCCUCGGCAAGUUAGUGCGUGCAUGCGUGCGUGCGUGCGU
This is a messenger RNA of Fonticula alba, 4141 nucleotides long. RefSeq lists its product as hypothetical. Gene Ontology annotation, cellular component: RNA polymerase II transcription regulator complex. The record is from RefSeq and is a predicted model, not a curated record. Bases 1 to 4116 code for a protein of 1371 amino acids. Gene Ontology annotation, molecular function: DNA-binding transcription factor activity; protein dimerization activity. Gene Ontology annotation, biological process: positive regulation of transcription by RNA polymerase II. The transcript has 7 exons. NCBI's taxonomy places the organism in Eukaryota, Rotosphaerida, Fonticulaceae.